AUGAGCGGGGCUGGGGCGGCGGGCGCGGCAGGCGCGGCGCGGGGGCUGCGGGUGGACGGGCUCCCUCCGCUGCCCAAGAGCCUGAGCGGGCUKCUUCGCUCGGCGGCGGGCGGCGCGGCGGGCAGCUGGCGACACCUGGAGCGGCUGUACGCGCAGAAGUCGCGCAUCCAGGACGAGCUGAGCCGCGGGGGCGCGGGCGGCCGCGGGGCGCGGGCGGCGGGGCCGCGCGCCAAGCCGCCCAACCUGGACGCCGCGCUGGCGCUGCUACGCAGGGAGAUGGUUGGCCUCCGGCAGCUGGACGUGUCUUUGCUCUGCCAGCUAUACAGCCUCUACGAGUCAAUUCAGGAGUACAAGGGUGCGUGCCAGGCGGCCUCCAGCCCUGACUGCACGUGUGCACUGGAGAACGGCUUCUCUGACGAGGAAGAAGAGGGUUUCCAGGACCAGAGCUCCCUCCGUGAAGGCCAGGAUGGAGGCCCUCCUGGGAGCCUGCCCCUGCCUGUGCCCCACCUCUCUGGCAGUGACUGGAUUCUAGAGUCCAUCUAGGGCCUCGGGUGGUGGUGGCUUCAAACUGGACCCACUGUCAGCAUCUGCUGCUCUUCUUGCAAGAAUGUGUUAGCCUGUCCACUGUGGACAGUCCUUGGCCAUGUGGGACUUCGAGGGGAGUCCAUUGCUGCGCAGUGGUGAUCUGCUUGGGUGACCCCGAGGUGCUGAGAAUGCUUUGGCAGCUUGUGCUGGGUGCAGACACCCCUGCUGGAGGUUCUUGGGACAAGAGGCCCUGCAGGAGGCCUGAGUCACUCCUUACAGACAGGUCACUGGCAUCUCCUCCAUGAGGGUCAUGCUUCYAGUUGGGGAUGGAUGAAGCCAUUCCUCUGCCCUUCCCCAGACUAGUCAGCGGCACUUCUUGCUGUUUAACAAGUGGUGGAGCCUCUUUGUUCAGCUUUAUUUUCAUGCCGCAUCACUGAUGGUCCAGGUAACUCCACGGAAGCCUUUUGUCAAGAAGGCAAACAUUUUCGCCUCAGCCAUCAUGGCGUUCUCGCAGCCUGCUAGAACUUGGCCAUUUUGUCCCUCUGGUGUAGGAGGAAGGAAGAUAAUACCAAGAUACAUUGAAUGGGAAAAAAACAAACCUGGGCAGGCCAGUGUUUGCAUAGUCCCUGGAUGGUGACUGUGUUCAUUUUAAAUGACCCUGAACAUAAACUAGUAUGUGGGAAAGCAAACACUGUCCCCUCCAAACAGUGGUUACCUUGAGCCUUCAUAUAUUUAUUAAAAUGCUUUUUGAGAACUAUGCUGUUAA
Urocitellus parryii (Arctic ground squirrel) is the source of this 1291-nucleotide messenger RNA. It is a transcript of the gene Fam89a, whose product is annotated as family with sequence similarity 89 member A. Lineage: Eukaryota; Metazoa; Chordata; Mammalia; Rodentia; Sciuridae. The record is from RefSeq and is a predicted model, not a curated record.